CGGAGGCCACAGCUCACCAGAGAGGUUGUGAAUCGCUCUCAGAGCAUAUCUUUGCAAAAAUGGGAUUGCUAGCGAAUGUCCUUACUGGCGUUUCUAAGGCCUGCUCGGGCCAAUCUCUCUGGACGUUGGUCUUGUUGGGAAUAUGUGCUUUCUUUACGCUCUCAGUGUUUGUCAAUGUUUUAAAGCAGGUUUUCUUUAAGAAUCCGAAUGAGCCCCCGGUAGUCUUUCAUUGGUUUCCGAUCAUUGGAAGCACGAUCUCUUAUGGUAUUGAUCCCUAUAAAUUCUUCUUUUCAUGCCAGAAGAAGUAUGGUGACAUAUUCACAUUCAUCCUUCUUGGAAAGAAGACAACUGUUUUCCUGGGAACGAAGGGUAAUGACUUCAUCCUCAAUGGAAAGCUAAAGGAUGUUUGCGCCGAAGAAGUCUACUCGCCUUUGACUACCCCCGUUUUUGGCAGACAUGUCGUUUAUGAUUGCCCAAAUGCUAAGCUGAUGGAACAGAAGAAGUUUGUCAAAUUUGGUCUUACCUCGGAGGCGUUACGAUCCUACGUGACCCUUAUCACCAGAGAAGUCGAAAGCUACCUUGAAAAUUCGCCUGCGUUUCAAGGAGACUCUGGCGUGUUUAAUGUUGCAAAAUCCGUUGCCGAGAUUACAAUCUACACUGCGUCUCGAUCCCUCCAAGGGAAGGAAGUCCGAGAUAAAUUCGACUCGAGCUUCGCUGAGUUGUACGCCGAUCUCGACAUGGGUUUCGCCGCCAUCAACUUUAUGUUUCCUUGGGCUCCCCUUCCGCACAACCGCAAGCGGGACAGGGCCCAGCAGAAGAUGACCCAAGUCUACACGGACAUAAUUCGCGAACGACGCAAAGCUGGUGGAAAGAAAGAUUCUGAAGACAUGGUGUGGAAUUUGAUGUCAUCUGUUUACAAAGACGGAACACCGGUGCCGGACGUUGAAGUCGCGCAUAUGAUGAUUGCUUUGUUAAUGGCUGGACAACACUCCUCAGCGUCGACGGGUUCCUGGAUCGUCCUCCGACUUGCAAGCCGCCCUGAUAUCCUUGAGGAAUUGUACCAAGAACAGCUCCGAGUUCUCGGUCCAGAUCUUCCCCCGUUGACGUACGAAUCUCUUCAGCGCCUAGAACUUCAUUCAAAUGUCAUCAAGGAAACACUACGCCUACACGCACCCAUUCACUCAAUUCUUCGCGCCGUGAAGUCUCCGAUGCCUGUAGAUGGAACGAAAUAUGUGGUUCCAACUUCCCAUAACCUUCUCGCAGCCCCAGGAGUUCCGUCACGUAUGGCUGACUACUUCCCUGAGCCUAUGCUAUGGGACCCCCAUCGCUGGGAGAAAGGGGGAGGUGUCAAUGCAACUGGAGUCCAGGACGAAGCGGCCGAAGAGAAAGUUGAUUAUGGUUACGGGUUAGUUAGUAAAGGUGCAAAUAGCCCCUAUCUACCAUUUGGUUCUGGUCGACAUCGGUGCAUUGGUGAACAGUUUGCGUAUGUACAACUUGGAACGAUCACUGCAGCACUGGUACGAGCUUUGAAGUUGAGAAAACUCGAUGGUGAUAAGGAAGUUCCUGAUACGGAUUAUUCGUCCUUAUUUUCAAAACCUCUAGGCAACCCGAGGGUCGCUUGGGAGAAACGCAAACCGUCUUCGAAACAAUGACCAUCUCUGCUCAUGUAUUCUACUUUAUCUCAGCUGUCGUAUUAAUUUUUAAUAUCAUUUUACCAAUGGUGUGUAUGUAGAUAGACGUUCCUAAUUAUGUGAC
Coccidioides posadasii C735 delta SOWgp is the source of this 1755-nucleotide messenger RNA. The record is from RefSeq and is a predicted model, not a curated record. Lineage: Eukaryota; Fungi; Ascomycota; Eurotiomycetes; Onygenales; Onygenaceae.